CCAGCUUGCCCUUCGGUGGGCCCCGGGGCCUGAAGGUCUCGAACAAAAGGAGAGAUGAUCCCUCAUGCUUGCUCUGAAAGAUCAGAUGUCCUCGCGCCGGACCGCUUGCCCUGCAUGGUGAAACCGACAUCUGAAUAUCAACAUUCGCAUCUCUUCAACACAGGCAAAAAGGCACGCGACACACAAGCAAAAGGUCAAGAGAUUUUGUUAAACAAGCACCCGAUCUCGGCGGAAAAAAAGAAGCUUCACCCCGGAAGCCGGAUCAUGUUCUGGAAACGCUAUGCGAAACUCUAAAUCUGCUGAUGAUGCAUUGCGUGCUCUCCAGGCGUUGAGAGACGACGACGAAGAAAUUUUUCUUCAGGAUGCUUAAAAGAGAUUCUAUGACCAACUCUUGCUCGGUGUUUUUCUCUGUUCAACAACGACAGUUUUUCACCACACAACCAGUUUGAGUCAGACAUUGGAGCUCUUCUCCAGACUCCCCAGAAUCUUUUAACGCCAUGACUUUCGAGCACGGGGCAGAUGUUGCUGGACCGUCAGAUGGUGACAACAAGUCGGUUUACAAGACCAAUUCGGAGGAGGUCAUUGUUGGUGGUUCGGGAGAUUAUGAUGCUGUGUACGGUGUUGGUGGUGUUGGUCACACACAUCGUAGACUGAAGGCACGACACGUCACAUUCAUUGGUUUCGGUGGUGGUAUUGGUACGGGUCUUUUCAUCGGUACUGGAAGUGCUUUGGCGAGUGCAGGACCUCUUGGUCUCCUUCUCGCCUACUCGGUCGUUGGUUUGAUUCUGUGGUGUGUCAUGGAGUCUGUCGGAGAAAUCGCUACUCUGUUCCCUACCGCUGGAUCAUUCCCUCACUUUGCUACUCGCUUUGUUGACCCCGCUCUUGGAUUCACUCUUGCCAUUUCAUACGGAUAUUGUUAUACCAUCGCCAUCGCCUCAGAAGUGUCUGCUGCUGCAGUCGUUGUCUCUUACUGGACCGAUAUCACACCUGCUGUAGUUAUUACAGUUGGUCUGGUUGCUAUUCUGGCUAUCAACUUGAUGAACGUUCGCUUCUUCGGAGAGGCUGAAGUCAUCACUGCUUCCAUCAAAAUCCUGUGCUUUUUGGGUCUGGUCAUCGUUUCCAUCGUCAUCACCUCCGGCGGAGCACCCAACGGCGAGUCCAUUGGCUUCCGUUAUUGGCGCAAUCCUGGGCCCUUUACAGACUACAACGGUAUCAAGGGAAAUACUGGACAUUUUUUGGCAUUUUUCAGUGCUUUCAUCAACGCCAGUUUCUCAUACAUCGGUGUUGAGACUGUUAUUGUUGCAGCAGCCGAGACUAUGAACCCUCACAAAGCUAUUCCCAAGGCUGUUCACCGUGUCACCUACCGUAUCCUCUUCUUCUACGUCCUUGGUACGCUUCUCAUCGGAAUGAUCGUUCCCUCAAACGACCCCAACCUCGUUUCUGGCACCGGAAACGCCAACUCCUCUCCCUGGGUCAUCGCUAUCAAGAACUCUGGAAUCUCUGUUCUGCCCUCGAUCGUGAACGCUUGUAUCUUGAUCUCUGCCUGGUCGGCCGGAAACAGUUACUGCUACAUUGGAUCUCGUAUGCUCGUUGCUCUUGCUGCAGAUCACCAGAUGCCCCAGUUCUUCGCCAAGGUUAACCGUCAAGGUGUCCCUUAUUACGCUGUCCUCGCCUCCUUUGCCUUCGGUCCCCUUGCCUACCUCUCGCUUGGCUCCGGCGGUGCUUCUCAGGCUUUCACCUGGUUGCUCAACCUCAGUACCGUUGCUGGUUUGUUGGCUUGGAUGACCCUGUGUAUCUGCUACAUCCGCUAUCAUCACGCAUGUGUCGCUCAAGGCAUCGACCGCAACACUCUACCCAUGAAGGGUCGUCUCCAACCCCUCGCCGCCUACGUUGGCGCAAUUGGCAGCGGUAUCAUCACCAUCUUCUCCGGCUUCAGCGUCUUCCUCAAGGGAAACUGGGACACCGGAUCCUUUUUCGCCUCUUACAUCGGUAUCGCAAUCUACAUCAUCCCAUACGUGGUUUGGAAGAUUGUCAAGAGAACGAAAAUCGCUGGUGCCUCUGAGAUUGAUCUUUAUUCCGGUCGCUUUGACCCUGCUGGUGCAGUCAAGGAGAAGGAGCCAGUAACGAAAUGGGAGAAAUUCCUUGACUGGUUGUUGUAGGGCAACUUUCAAAACGUCGAUUCAACCUCGACAUGCAUAGAUUCACGAUAUAGACUAUAGACCCAAAUUAAUGUCUUCCUUCUCAC
This is a messenger RNA of Aureobasidium pullulans EXF-150, 2245 nucleotides long. Its product is annotated as amino acid transporter-like protein. Gene Ontology annotation, biological process: amino acid transmembrane transport. NCBI's taxonomy places the organism in Eukaryota, Fungi, Ascomycota, Dothideomycetes, Dothideales, Saccotheciaceae. Gene Ontology annotation, cellular component: membrane. The record is from RefSeq and is a predicted model, not a curated record. The transcript has 2 exons. Gene Ontology annotation, molecular function: amino acid transmembrane transporter activity. The coding region runs from base 498 to 2159 and encodes 553 amino acids.